CUUGUAUCGCUCGCUAGCGAAGAGAGCCGCAGCCUCUUCCUGGAAGGCGUUGCUGCUGGAUCGACCCUCGGACAUGGCGUGGAGUGGUCUGAUGCAGCACAGGAGCGAGCGGGCUCGGAUGGAGGACUUGGGCGGAGGGCUCGGCUGGUGCAGGCCGGAGGCGGGCAGAUGGGAACCUGAGCCGGGGAUGAGCGUUGGCCAGGGCUCGCCCUCCAUGACACCCGCCCAGCCAUCGACACAACUCUUGCCGGCUCUGCCCUGUUGUCCCUGACCGACAUCGGCGCCGCACCGGCUUCGACACCCAUCCCUACAACCGCCAGCACCCCGGCCUCGGCCUCGGCCUGUCCUUGCUGGCCCGCGAUGAGCAUCUCGCAUGUCGACGCCUCUCUGCCGUCGCUCCAGGCUGUUCUGCCGCUGGUGCCGCCGGAUCAGCCCACAGCGACGGUGACAUCGGUCUCACUGCAUGCGAAUCGCAUCGAGUUUAUUGACCCGGUGGUGCUUGCCAAGUUCCCAAACCUCGUCCUCCUCGACCUCUCGAGCAACCAGAUCAAGAAGAUGCAGGGCCUCGAGUGUUUGGGCAAGCUGCAGGAGCUGAAUCUCUCCAACAACAAGAUCGAUGUCCUGGAGGGCCUGAGGAGCCUCGUCUCUCUGCGACGCCUCUUGCUGUCCUUCAAUAACAUACGCCAUUUGGACGGAUUUGUCGAGCUGCACGGAGAUCAGUACUCGCUGCAAUCACUGGAUCUGUCUGGAAACAAGAUCGAGUCGAUAGGCGAGCUGCGAUACCUCGCUGGAUGCAAUCUCAGGUUCCUGUCGCUCCGGAGCGACCCAGCCAUAUCACAAAAAGCCAAUCCGGUCUGCCGGCUGCCCGAGCUCACGGCGAGCUUUGUAUUUAGCCUCCUCCCUCAGCUCAUCUCAUUGGACGGGAAGGAUAUGUUCGGAAACUUGACUGAGGGUACGACGGCCGGAGCUUCAGCCACUAUAUGGGUUCGAGGAUAUUUUGGACUUGGCCAGUGCAGGCUUGCCUCAGACGCGCUUGUCGAAACCUUCCAGGCGCAAGGACCAGCCACGAUAUACUCGCUCCACAGCCCGCCGACCCGCCUAUCCACCGAUCGAGGCAUCGCCGAACGCUGGUUUGCCAAGAGGCGUCCUGUAUCGACUCGGCGAGACAGAGAAGCGGCUCUCCGAGCCACCUGCCCCUGACAGCACUGCCCAGCAAAAGUCUGACGCACAAAUCGAGAGAAUCGAGCGGCUGGAAGAACAGACUGCCAAACUUCUCCAAAGCGUCACUCGCUCAGAUCCAGUCCCUGCCUCGUUCCUUCCCAAAGCCAGCGCUCUCGAAGCAAACCGCAUCAGCCAGCUCGAGUCUCAGAUGGCGCAGAUGAUUGACCUCUUC
Molecule: messenger RNA, 1393 nt
Organism: Polychytrium aggregatum
Lineage: Eukaryota; Fungi; Chytridiomycota; Chytridiomycetes; Polychytriales
Exons: 6
Coding region: 361-1200 (279 amino acids)
Cellular component (GO): cytoplasm
Molecular function (GO): protein binding
Source: RefSeq, a predicted model, not a curated record